GCCCCCGGGGCUUCCCGCGGCUCCAUCCAGACCACUGUCCUCCACGGCGAGCCCUCAGCCUCUGGGCAAAGCCCACCUGGUCCGCUGAGCAGCCAGAGCUUCUGGUAACAGUGGAGCCCCCACCCCAUGCCAGCCAAUGGCUCAUCCUGGAGAGCAACUGCCGGAGGAGGUGCUGGCACUCAUCUUCCGCCACCUGCCCCUGAGGGACCGUGCUGCUGCUGCCAGGGUAUGCAGAGCCUGGGCUGCUGCUGCCACCUGCAGUGCUGUGUGGCAUGACACAAUCGUCAGUUGCGACUGUGAGGGAGAAGGCAUGCUGCCACCGUAUCUGUCCUCUUGCCUGGACUACGUUCACAACCUGUGGCUGGAAUUUGAGCCGUCGAGGGAGCGGAGCCGCCGGCUGGCCACGCAGCUGCUGACCGCACUGGCGGGCCGUACUCCGGGGCUUCGAGGCCUGCAUUUGGAGUGCCGCGGAGAGAAGCCACUCUUCGAUGCAGGGCGAGAUGUCCUGGACGCUGUGCACGCCAUCUGCCGGGCCGCUCCAGCGCUGCGUCAUCUUGACCUGCGGCGCUUGCCCUUCACUCUUGACGAUGCACUGGUGCUGCAGGUGGCACGCGGCUGCCCCGAGCUCCGCAGCCUUUUCCUGAACAACAGUACUCUGGUGGGCAGCGUGGGGCCGGGCUCCGUGCUCGAGCUACUGGAGGCCUGCCCGCGCCUGUGCACCCUCGGCCUGCACCUAGCCAGCCUGUCACACCCCGCCCUCGAUGUACUGGCGGCACCACACCGUGCACCUUUGGAGCUCCUGGCUUUGCGGUGCGCCUGCCCAGAGGACGCACGCGCCCCGCCUCUGCCCAACGAAGCAUGGGCCUCGUUGCGCCACCGCCACCCUGGACUGAUUGUGGAAGUGGAAUUAGAGCCAGCACUCUCUGAUGAGAGCGUGACUCGUGUCUUGCAGCCUGCAAUGCCAGUGGCUGCGCUGUCUCUCUGCCUCUCUGGAGACACCGUAGGUCCCGUGCGCUUUGCAGCGCUACACUACGCGGCAACCUUGUGUGUGCUCGAGGUGCGCGCCGCCGCCUCUGCGGAGCUAGACGCUGCUCUGGAGUUGCUCGCGGCCCGCUGCUCUGGCCUUCGGGAAGUGCACUGCUUCUGCGUGGUGCGACCCUCCGUCUUGCACGCCUUCCGUGCGCACUGCCCGCGCCUGCGCAGCUACACGCUCAAGCUAAAGCGGGAGCCACAUCCCUGGAGGCCCACGCUUGUGGAGUGAAGGGGCAAGCCCUCUCCCGCCCCUGCCUGCCCUCAGCAGGUGUGUGGCCUCUGAGAUGCUACGUGCGUUUGGCCCAGCGUGCCCCAACUGCUAACCUGGUCCUUCAGGACUCUGUGGCUUCUUGUGCCUCUUGGGGAUAGCGAGAGGGUGGGGGGCAUUGCCCUGAGUCCACUUGAUGCUCUCAACUUCUGCAGACUCCGGAUGUCUCUUGAUACCCUCCUCCAAACUCCCUCCUCUGUGAAUGCUGUGCUAGCUCCCGAGGCCCCGGCCUGGGGUGGGAGAAGAGGGCACGGGCGCAGGCCAGGGGUGAGUGUAAAAUAAAUCCUGCAGUAUCUCA
Phyllostomus discolor (pale spear-nosed bat) is the source of this 1598-nucleotide messenger RNA. It is a transcript of the gene FBXL8, whose product is annotated as F-box and leucine rich repeat protein 8. Gene Ontology annotation, biological process: SCF-dependent proteasomal ubiquitin-dependent protein catabolic process. The coding region runs from base 137 to 1261 and encodes 374 amino acids. The record is from RefSeq and is a predicted model, not a curated record. The transcript has 3 exons. NCBI's taxonomy places the organism in Eukaryota, Metazoa, Chordata, Mammalia, Chiroptera, Phyllostomidae. Gene Ontology annotation, cellular component: SCF ubiquitin ligase complex. Gene Ontology annotation, molecular function: protein binding.